UGGAGAGGGUGGGGGGAGAGAUAAGAGAGAGAAGAGGAAAAGGAGAGAGGAGAAGGAAGGAAGAAGAAGGAAGGAAGGGGACAAUACGAUCAUGCUGUGCUGUAUGAGAAGAACAAAACAGGUUGAAAAAAAUGAGGACGGAGACCAAAAGAUUGAGCAAGAUGGCAUCAAACCAGAAGAUAAAGCUCAUAAGGCAGCCACCAAAAUCCAGGCCAGCUUCCGCGGACACAUAACGAGGAAAAAGCUCAAGGGAGAGAAGAAGGGAGAUGCCCCAGCAUCUGAGACUGAUGCCGCCGACAAGAAGGAGGAAGGCCCUGCCGGCGGAGCGGCCGAGAACAAAGAAAGCGAGGCUCCUGCUGCCACAGAAGCAGGCGCCGCUGACAGUGCCCAGCAGGAGGAGGGCAGCAAAGACAGCAGCGCGCCAGCGGAGGAGAAAAAAGGAGACGGAGCCGCCGACACGGGCUCAGAGCAGCCAGCCCCACAGGCUGCCACUCCCGCUGCCUCCUCGGAGGAAAAGACCGCUGCUGCCGCUGCCCCCGAAAGGGAAAGUGCCACUAAAGCUUCCACUGAUAACUCGCCGUCCUUGAAGGCUGAAGAAGCCCAAGACAAAGAGGAGCCUAAACAAGCCGACGUGCCUGCUGCUGACACCACUGCCACCACCACCCCUGCCGCAGAGGAUGCUACUGCCAAGGCAACAGCGCAACCCCAAAUGGAGACAGUGGAGAGCAGCCAAACCGAAGAGAAGACAGAUGCUGUAGAAGAAACCAAACCUACUGAAAGUGCCCAGCAGGAAGAGGUGAAAGAAGAAGAGAGCAAGGCGGACCAAGAAAAUGCCUGAACAUUAAGAAAUGACUCCCCACUGCCCCUCCCUCCCUCCCCCUAUCCUCUAUCCUUCCUUCCCACCCCAAUCUCGAUUUUCCCCCUUCCUGCUCACAUCUGUGAGCCUGUGUCUGUCCCUCUCCCAUUACCACUUAAACCCUUUUUCUCUCUGUGUGGCAAACAUUUAAAGAAAAAAAAAAAAAAGCAGGAAAAAUCCCAGUCAAACAGUGUGGCUUAAACAUUUCUUUGUUUCUUGGUGUUGUUAUGGCAAGUUUUUGGUAAUGAUGAUCCAAUCAUUUUGGGAAAAUUCUUGCACUGUAUCAGAGUUCUUUGACCUGGCGCGUGCGUGUGUCUGUCUGCCCACUGCGAGCGCUCGCUCUCUCUCUCUCUCUCCUCUCUCUCUUCUCCAAGUGCGUGUGUGUGCAAUGUUACGUUCAUCUGAGGAGUCCAGACUUACCGAGUGAGUUAAAACAAAAGAAAGGGGAAAAAAAGGUUCUUUUCUUCCUUUUUCAAUGUGAUGGAAUGAACGAAAGAAAAAACAAACAAAAGACCAAACACAACAAACAAAUGAACAAAAAAGAGUACUAAACCCCAGUUUGUUUUCAGAACUAAAGUAACAACUAGAAAAUGUGCCAAUUAGCGUAAUGCUUGGCUCCAGGCUCCUUUUUCAAACUGAACAAUAAUUAUAAUAAAUGAGAAUAAUUAUCAUUAAUACCACCGUGUCGCAUUUCUAUGCUGCUGUACAUCCUGCUAAACUGUGGUCUUUGGUGGGCCACUUCUUGUGUGGCCCAGCUGUGCUCCUUGGCCACAAGUCAGUGACUGUCUGCUCUCCUUGGCACUGCUGAAGGGAUUUUAAGGGGAGCAGGCUUGGAGUUUGAGCGAGAUGUUAGCACUUACUAACAUAAAUAAUGAAAGUAGCAAGAUCAGUUUUAGGAAAGAUCAUUGAAAGCAUCUCUCUAGGAGACCUCCAAGCCCUGAUUUGGGGAACUGUGCUGACCUUGGAGGUAUGAGCCUGUAGAGGGACCAGCUUUGAUGUAUGCCCAAGGUCUAACCCCUGCCAAGGGCUGUGCCAAGGGCUGUGAGGAGACAGGGCCCUAGGAACUCAUCUUCUUACCACAGUAGGAUGAUGCUCAUCCCAUUGGGCUGGAGUCGACGUCCUUGAGUAGCAUAGCGUGACCCCCCAAAAAUGUUCUGUUUGGCAAAAUGAAUUGGGCCAAUUGUUAUUCAAUAUGUUAUUCAAUAUUUAUUGAAUAAAUAGGCACACAGGCAGGACAAGGCCUGGUGGCCUAGGAGCCAGUUGGUGGCACUUUGAGAAAUACCUCAUUCCUGCUCCUGCUGAACCCAGGGUGUUUCACCCAGCUCUAAGGAGGGCCAAGGCUUUCAGCUGUCAUUUAUGGCUGUAAGCAGAGCCCCACCUCCUAAAUCUCUGCCACUGCUUCCCACAGGUUGUGGGGCUGUUCCCUGGUGCCACCCGGCCUGUCCCAGUGGAACACUGACAGACACCAAAUCCCGAGCUUGUGCAGCCAUCUGGGUCUGCUGCUGUCUUUAUGAGCUGUGAGAGAAAACAGUUAAAAUACAUUUAGUAAUAUCUGGGCUUUCAUAAAAGCUAAUUGCUGCUCUUUUACUGCCCUGAUUUUUUUAAUGUGCUUUCCCAGCAGCUCCUGUAUGGUUUCCUGGCCUCAUUGGCAAUGACAGCCAGAGUACCCUGCAGCAUAGCUGUGUGAUGCUGCAGGACCAGGAUUAAAUUGUCCUCACAGCAGGAAGACCAAAGGAUGGGAAUGCUGACAGCUCCAACGUCCUUUGGUGGCUGAUGUUUCUUGGAGUGGCAGCCCCAUGGCCUUCAGAGGGCUGGCUUGCACUCCUUGUCCUACUCCUUUGUUCUCCUCCAUCUCUUUGUUGGAAAUAGGGAGAAAAGAUAAACAGUGUCUCCUCAGAAAUGGUCACAAUGAACGUAGACUGCCCACUGGAAGUGCCAUCAAAACACGUCAGAAUUCAUUUCCGUGUGCUUCCUGGCAUUCUGUAGAAAUAAGAGAGAGAGAGAUAGGGAGGGUUUUUUCUAAAGAGAGGGAAAGAGAGAGUGGGAGAUAGAUUGGACAAAGAUUUUUAAAAACAGGGAUUAGAGAGAUGAGGGGAGAAAAGAUUUUUGAGUGGAUAGAUGGAUGAUAGGGAGAGAGAGGGGAGUAUAGCUAGAGAAAGAAAGAUUAGAGUGCAAAAGAUGAGAGAGAGACAGGAAGAAAUUAGAUAAUAUGGAGCAAUAGAUGAUUGAUAGAGAUAGUGAAACAUAGAUAGCUAAAGUAGAUUAGACAGACUAAAUAGGUAGAAAGAUGGGCUGACUGACAGAUAGGUAUUGUGUCAUACUUCAUAAAUGAUAUAUAUGCUAAUAUUCCCAUGUCAUGAUGGGUGGUAAACCCUGAGACACCUUCCAGCCUGACCUCAAUUUGGCAAAUGUAGCGCAGACAUCAGGCAUUGCUUGGACCGUAUGUCAGGUCUCACCAGCCGGCCCGUGCCUGCCACAGCAGCAGCAGGGUGUGGAUGGUGUUGGGAGGGAGAGCUCUGAGGGACACGGGGCCGAGGCCUAGGGAGGAGAGGUGUACACUAUGUUUGCUGUUCGUAGCACACAAGGGGCCCAGCCCAGCGCAGAUGGUGCAGACACCCCGUGUCUCUAGCACCAAGUUGAGAGAACUGAGGUUCAGCUCUCAGGAUUUGUGGGAGAGGUGUUUGGGAGGAGGCAGGAAGGAGGGGCCAUGUUUUUUGUUUGGCCUUAUCUCCUGUCAUGACCAUUUUAAAAAGUUUUCUGUCUUGCCUGUUUCUGCAAAGACCAUGUGGCUUCCCCGCUCUUCUGAUUUCAGACUCCAAAGUUUUCAUCUUGCCUCCACUUUGCUAUUACUAUUUUUAACUUUAUAAGGAAAAGAAAACCACUUCUCAUGUCUUCCUGGACACAGGCCUUCCUCCCUCCUCAAAAAAUUAAACAGCUUUCUCUCCCCAGGGACAUUUUACCUUUGUAUGUCGCAUGUUGCCUCCCCUUUGGCCGAUGGUUGGGGCAUCACGCGUGUUUUGUCACCAUUAGUAAGAACACACUUUGCCAUGUUGCUUAGAGAACAAAGGGUUGGGUUUUGUGUUUUGGUUUUUCCCCCCACAAAGAGAACAGGAUAUGUGGUUACCAACUGCAAACCUAAGUAAUUUAAAUACUAAUUCCUCUCCCUUGGUUCCAAUAUAAAAUUACUGGCUGUAACCAAGCACUCCCUAUCUUUAUUAUUGUACCGUGUCCUGAUCCUGCCAGAGAGUCAGGGCAAAGAGAGCGUGAGAGAGAGCACAGAGACAAACCCUGCCUUGAGCAGGCAGUGGUUUAAUGUGUAAUACACAAGAUUUGUAUAGGAAGCUGGGCUGUCUUCAGGGUACAGGAAGAGAGCAGAGAAAAGCAUUUGGAUUUCCUUGAGUUGCCUCUUCAGCUAGAUUUUCAAAGGCUAAAAGGAAACACUAUAAAGGAUGCAGCAUGGGAUAGAAACUGGAAAGAGAACAAGGGUAUUUGAGGAAUGAUUUUUCUAGCAAGACAUCAAGUAAGCUGAAAGCAGAAGAUGCAGGAGGUCCCAGAAGUAAAGAGUGGGGCAGAGUCAUCAGCAGAGUGGUUGAAGCUUUUCUACUACUCCUGCUGUAACAACCUACAGGAAUUCCCCAUGGAGUAUAUGUCUAAUUCUCUCUCUCUGAAGAGGAUAUAGGUUUGCCUGGAGGUGCCUGUGGUUGUUAUUUGGUGUAAGAAAAGGGCAGGGCAUUUCAGAGUCACUCACACUGGGAAUAUGGUGCCUGACCUCAUCAUGCAGUGCUGUGGAAAUUCAGAGUCCUAGAGGGGCUUUUUCCAUGUCCCUGUUGUAAGAUACACUAGUGACCCACAGCUAUCCUGAAUGCUCCUACCAGCUGUAGCUCUUGACAUUUCACUACUACAUUUCACUAGACUAAGCUUUGAAGAAGUGAAAAAAAUUCCAACAUAAACUCCCCACCAAUGCAGUAGAUUGUAAGCAUGAAUUCAGUCUGCUUUGCAAUGCUUGUGCCAUUCUGGCUGCCUUUACUGAUAGCAGAUGAAACCCCACAACCCUUGCAAUAGUUGCAUCAGCCAGGGAGCUUUUCUGUGAAUCACAUUCCAAAGGGAGGGGAAGGGCAUCCUUCUGAGAUCCCUUCAGACCCAGUGCUUUCCAAUCCUAAACGCUCAUGCAGCCCCAUGAGAGGCUUUAGCCAUAAGGAACUCACUUGUAGUGACCACAUAAACAGCAUUGCUUGGGAAACAUGUUACUCUAGAUAAAAGAAAUAGCCAUGACUGAUGGAGAGGAAUUUAGAAAAAAAGGAAAGAAGAAAAAAAGGAAGAGGGAAUUCAUACCAAACUCCCCACAGGAGUUAUUUCUUUUUUUUCUGUGGUCUCCAAACAGCAAACUAGCACUUGUGAGUUUUCAUACUGAAGGUCUGUUGCUUGUCUUAGGAAGGAAAUGGAGUGGCUGUGGUUGGCAGAGGUGGAAGGAAGGGUUUGAAUGAAUGUUUUUGUGGUUCCUCUUGGCUAAGAAGUCUGCUUGGUGGUCACCUGCAGCUCAGUGGCACCACAGGUGACGUUGGGGGUCCUCUUCCAGGCCUGUGCUCAGAUUCCCUGCUUUUCUGCAUUGCCACAUUAGCACUUUCACUGGAUAUUUAGAGCACCUCAGGACUGGUUCUCCUCUCGCUCACACUGGGGUAACUCAGGAGUCGCUCCACUGGAAGCAGUGGUGUUAAUCUGGUGUGAAAAUAAUGCGAGAGGAGGAUUCAACUCCUCGGGGGGGGAUUUUCCAGGUCCCCGAGGGGGAAAAAAAAUCAAUGGGAGUUACAUGUUUAACUGCCACUUGUGCCUGUGAAAGUCUGCCCCUUAUCUACCUAUAUGUAUAUAGGGUACAGUUUUCAGAAUAACCUAAGUGACAUGGGCACUUGAGAGCACACAUUUCACUGGCUUUCAAAGAGAUGCAAGUUCCUAAGGCCCAGAUGCUGAAGGAUGUCCAAACUCCUCUCUGCGGCGCAUUUGGGGGUCUCAGGCCUGAAAUCCUCCAGUAACUUCCCAAAAUGGAACUGAAGAUCAUGAGUCAUUUAGGUGGUCCUGAAAGCGCUACCCUCUAUCCAUUUUUCAGGGUGUUGAUCUCAGGUCAUGUGCGAGCCUGCAUUCUUACCUACAAUGCUUUAUUACUACAUUCUUCUGUUGAGCAAUACUUGGAAGAAGAGGUGAAGGUCGAGAUUUGCAGAACAGGCUAGUAACCCCAGUGGCUCACAUCUGGAGUGCCCAACUUGAGAGACACCUCACUGGGGUCCAAGCCACAGGUCCCCUGUAUGCUCUGAACAUCAAGAUUCAUGUAUUACACACCCAGAACCACUGGUCACUUCUAAAAAAUCAGAAAUCCCAGCCUGAGACCUAGACUACUCUCACAAAAGAAAAUCCCAGGUGAACUGUUCACCCGAUAGCUUGGUUUUUCUGCUCAUGCCUGUUCCCAAUAAAUAAAACAAAUCCCUGUGCAUCACCUAAGCCCUAUUUUGAGGAGUUCCACUGGCAUACAGCUGAAGUAACACAGUAAUAAAUCGGGGCCUGAAGAAGGUGGCUACAGCCUAGAGAGUAUCAAGAACUGUGACGUGUCUGGAAGAUAAAAAGAGCAGAACUUGACAAUUAGAGCGGCCCAUUUCCGAUGCUCUUGUGUGAGGAUCUGGAAAGAGUCUCUCACUCAUUGUACUUGUGCAUUAUGAAUGUGUCCAUCUGCAGAGAUCUAAUGUACACAUAUGUCCUGAAUAUUGUCCUAAGGUUGCAAGCUUCAAAAAUGAGCAGAAAACAUUCCCGAGAAGUGAGAAUAAUACAGAUGUCUGUAUUUGAAAAAUUGGUUCAAAUAAAGUCUCUCACUUAUAAAUUC
Zonotrichia albicollis (white-throated sparrow) is the source of this 6722-nucleotide messenger RNA. It is a transcript of the gene GAP43, whose product is annotated as growth associated protein 43. Gene Ontology annotation, cellular component: postsynaptic density; cytoplasm; plasma membrane. Gene Ontology annotation, biological process: axon choice point recognition; axon regeneration; regulation of growth. NCBI's taxonomy places the organism in Eukaryota, Metazoa, Chordata, Aves, Passeriformes, Passerellidae. The record is from RefSeq and is a predicted model, not a curated record. Gene Ontology annotation, molecular function: phosphatidylserine binding; calmodulin binding; phosphatidylinositol phosphate binding.